ACGGGACGGGACGGGCGGGGUCAGCGGGACCGGGGAUCGAGCUGCGGCUGGGCCUGUGGGACACACCUGUCCCGAGCCUCGCUCCGCCCUGAGCGUGACCUCCCCUGGGGCACAGCCGGGGAGCAGCCAGCACCGGGAAGUCCCGGGGGAACCGUUCGUCCUGUCAGGGUGGCAGGAAGGGCCCGAGGGUCUGGACAUACAGACAGAACUUUUUGUUCACAUGGCAGCAGCAAACUCUACUCCCCCUGGUUCUUUGGAUCUAAACCAGCCUGGAUUUGCAAAGGAGAUCCUGGGAACUAAACUGGAGAUCAAAUACCUCUGCUCUGAUUGCAAGAAUAUAUUGAGAAGGCCCUUCCAAGCUCAGUGUGGACAUCGUUACUGUUCCUAUUGUCUGAAAAAAAUUAUAAGUGCUGGACCUCAGAAGUGUGCCAGCUGUAUUCAAGAAGGAAUAUAUGAAGAAGGACUUUCUAUUUUGGAAACAGGCUCAGCUUUCCCAGACAACGCAGCUCGUCGGGAGGUGGAAAGCCUGCCUGCUGUCUGCAUCAACACUGGCUGCACUUGGAAGGGGACUAUUAAAGAAUAUGAGGCUCACGAUGAGGUGUGCCCUGAAUUUCCACUGACUUGUGAGGGCUGUGGGAAGAAGAUUCCAAGGGAAAAGUUUCGGGACCAUGUGAAGUCUUGUGGCAGAUCUAAAGUGCCUUGCAGAUUCAAGGACAUUGGAUGUGCUGCAGUGGUGGAAAAUGAAAAGCUGCCAGAACAUGAAAGCAAGUGUUUGGCAGAGCAUCUCUACAUGCUCCUGAGUGUUGUGCUCAGCCUCAAGGCUGGCUCUGGAGACCUCAAGCACCUUCCUGCCCUUCCCUCCUCACAACCCAACUCACCACUGCUGGCUGCAAGCUCCCUGUGCUCAGAGUCAGAGCUCUCCAGGUCCCUGGAGCUUUUGGGAAGAUGUGAGGCCCUUGAGAGGAAAACAGGGACCUUUGAGAACAUUGUCUGUGUGCUCAAUCGGGAGGUGGAAAGGGUGUCUCUGACAGCUGAAGCCUACAGUCGGCAGCAUCGCCUGGACCAGGAGAAAAUUGAAACUCUGAGUAACAAGGUCCGGCAGCUGGAAAGGAGCAUUGGGCUCAAAGAUUUGGCCAUGGCUGAGCUGGAGGAAAAAAUCCGGAGCAUGGAAGCUUCCACCUACGAUGGUGUUUUCAUCUGGAAGAUAACAGAGUUUGCCCGGAAGCGUCAGGAGGCCAUUACAGGCCGUUCCCCUGCCAUCUUCUCUCCAGCUUUCUACACGAGCAAGUACGGGUACAAGAUGUGUCUGCGUGUUUACCUCAACGGGGACGGCACCGGGCGGGGGACACACCUGUCCCUCUUCUUUGUGGUGAUGAAAGGACCCCAUGAUGCCCUUCUGAGGUGGCCCUUCAACCAGAAGGUAACCCUGAUGCUGCUGGAUCAGAACAACAGGGAGCACAUCAUUGAUGCCUUCCGACCUGAUGUGACAUCCUCCUCCUUCCAGCGACCUGUCACAGAGAUGAACAUUGCCAGUGGCUGCCCCCUCUUCUGCCCUGUCUCUGUGAUGGAAGCCAAGAACUCCUAUGUGCGUGAUGAUGCCAUCUUUAUUAAAGCCAUCGUUGAUCUCACGGGCCUCUAACCCUCCUCACCUCUGGGAGCAGAGCCAGCUCUGAGUGGGGCAGCCCCAUCUGGUGCUGCAGGAAGGUCUUGGAGCAAGGAGGAGGCAAAAAAGCAGAAGGGGAGAAGCCCUUCCCAAAAAGGGAUCUUCGUUCUGAGUGGAAACAAGGUGUCUGAUGGGAAUGUUCUUCCCUGGUGUCAGUGAAACCUUCCCUGAGAAGAGAUCUGGGUGGACGUUCACAGAAUGUGGGGGACAAGAAGAUCUGCAGGGACUCGGGUGUCUGAACUGCCACUACCUGGGCUCCAACUGGAAACCAGUGCAGCUCUUGCUCUACCAGUUUAGUGCACAGCCUCAGUGCUCUGUAGUAAAACAAGGGUUUGGCCUGCCUGAGCACCACCUCGUGUGGAUGAUUUGGCUCAGCCACCCAGGAUUUUCUUCAGAGAUCUCUGUUCGUGGAAGUGUGUGCUGCAGGGGUGCCAUUGCCCCACGCUGGUCUGUGCCUCGGUGGAGGGGAAGGGUUGUGUGGGAGGCUCGGUGCAAGCUGGGCAGGAGAGGUGCAAACUGGUUUGUUUUGCUGCUGUUUCUGUUCUGUGUGUGUCUGCAGAGCUGUGUGCUGAGCCCAGCUGCAUGGCAAGGGGGCAGCAGUGCUCUGAGCUGGGAGUGAAGGUAGGGCAGGCAGCGCCUGGGAAGGGAGCUUGGGGCAGCUCCAGGAAUGCUGGGGAUGAAAGAGAAGUGAAUAUUCCCCAAAGAGUGCCCUGUCCUGUCCCGGCAGACUCUGAGAGUGACACAGGGCUCUGUGCAGGGUGGCAGCACCCCCCCUGUGCAACACAGAACCUUCCAGCUUGUCCCAAGGGGUGGGACAGGCCCUGUGCUGCCCGUGUUUAGGAGGACACCCAGGCCCAGGAAUGCCCCAGCCUGGCAGCAGCUCCUCCCCAGGGAGGCUCCAUCCCAGCAGAGGUUGGGAAUGUGGGAUGUACAAUUGGCUCUGCUUAUGUGACAGAGGAGAAUUUGGUGUGUGGUGUGGAGGGAGCUGGGUCAGAGCUGCUGGGGAUGUCUUUGCUCUCAGGGUGCUGGGCAGUGGGGCUGUUCUGUGCUGUAGAGCUCAGCUGGGGGGCUGAGGUGCUGCCAGGGGGUGGGUGCUGCUUCUCCUGUCCCAGAGGUGGUGGGAGAGUCCAUGGUGCCCCCAGAGCUCAGGGUGCCAGUCCAGGCUCUGGAGGGGACACCGGGGCCAUGGUGCUGCAGAGGGGGUGUUAUGGCAUGGGGGGUGAGCCCCAGUGACAGAAACUUUCACCUUGUGGCUUGAGGGGCAGCCCUGGUGCUGACAAAGCUUCUGUGCCUUCAUGUUUUUAGCAGCCAGUGCACUGCAGGCAGGGAGGUGGCACUGCCCUGGGCCCAGCUCUGCCAGCCUGGCUCACACACCACA
Messenger RNA from Calypte anna (Anna's hummingbird), 3041 nucleotides. RefSeq names its product TNF receptor associated factor 2 (gene TRAF2). Gene Ontology annotation, cellular component: plasma membrane signaling receptor complex; cytoplasmic side of plasma membrane; cytosol. The transcript is spliced from 10 exons. The coding region runs from base 221 to 1639 and encodes 472 amino acids. The record is from RefSeq and is a predicted model, not a curated record. Gene Ontology annotation, molecular function: zinc ion binding; ubiquitin-protein transferase activity; tumor necrosis factor receptor binding. Gene Ontology annotation, biological process: positive regulation of canonical NF-kappaB signal transduction; regulation of apoptotic process; protein K63-linked ubiquitination. NCBI's taxonomy places the organism in Eukaryota, Metazoa, Chordata, Aves, Apodiformes, Trochilidae.